AUGAAAGAGAUAUCAAAUGCUUUGAAUUAUCCUCGCAAAUUUCGAAUAACAAUAGUGCCACUUGAGGAGAAAGAUGGAUCUCUUGGAGAUUUCACUUUUAAUGAUCAGUUUGCUCCUAUCAGCAAUUGGAUUUAUGCUGUCAGUCAAUAUAUAAUUCAACCUUCAAUGUUUCAUGACGACGAUAAAACAUUUUAUAAUUCGCUAAAACCGUUAAGUUCAAAAAUGCGUGAACGGAUUUUGAAAUCAGCUGGCGUUGCUCUUGAUCAAUCAGAGAUCCUCGAAAAUAAUGAAAUUCGUUCAAGACGAAAGAGUUGUGGCUGUAACUGUAUUCAGUGUGAACCCGAAACUUGUUAUUGCACACUGACAGGAAUUAAUUGUCAAGUUGACGAGCCGCAGUUUCCUUGUUCUUGUGCUAAAUCGUGUAAUAAUCCAUAUGGACGUAUAGCUUUUCGAUCUAGUUUAGUUCGUAUACAUCACCAACAAACACUGAAACGAUUAAAGGCUUCUCAAAAACGUGAGGAAACGGUAUCAUAA
Molecule: messenger RNA, 534 nt
Organism: Dracunculus medinensis (Guinea worm)
Lineage: Eukaryota; Metazoa; Nematoda; Chromadorea; Rhabditida; Dracunculidae
Source: the annotation of a GenBank genome assembly